Messenger RNA from Meloidogyne enterolobii, 600 nucleotides. The record is from the annotation of a GenBank genome assembly. Lineage: Eukaryota; Metazoa; Nematoda; Chromadorea; Rhabditida; Meloidogynidae.
AUGUUUAAUACAAUUGUGCUGUUCCCAUUAAUUAAUUUUCUCGUUAUUUUUACACAUUUCUCCAUUGCUGAACAAGACGAUAUUCAACCAAAUAAUGCCCCUUCUAGUUUGAGAGAUUUAAGACGCGCCCCACAAAGAACAGAGGAGCCAAAAUGUGGCACAGCAGAUUUAAGUUAUCAACCUUGUACAAGCAAAACUGUAGCAAACAAAUUGUUUCUUGCUUGUUGUGAACAAUUUGUAGCACCCGAAUGCCACUUUCUCUGUCAAUAUGAAACGGAUCAUGCUGCAGCUAAGAAAUUGAUUCUCCAAUCAUUAAAUUCUCGUUGUGGCCUAAAAUCCCUUUCUGGAGUGCUCUACUGUGCAUCUCAAAAUAGAAACAAUCAGCAAUGCUGUCAAGACUUGGAUUUAAAUUCUCCCCAACUUUUGGUUCCUUAUCUUAAAGUACAAAAAAUUUAUCUUAAAAAGGUCGGAAGUCGCUGUCUUCGAAUGUGUGAUCCAGGAGGAUCCCAACUUGGCCGUUUAACCAAAGACGACGCUACGUGUCUGUAUAAUUGGAACGUGAUAAUGUACUGCCAUCAUUCGGGAAUUCGGGAAAUGUAG